This is a messenger RNA of Elephantulus edwardii (Cape elephant shrew), 1446 nucleotides long. RefSeq names its product RNA (guanine-7-) methyltransferase (gene RNMT). The record is from RefSeq and is a predicted model, not a curated record. The transcript has 10 exons. Gene Ontology annotation, cellular component: nucleus. Gene Ontology annotation, biological process: 7-methylguanosine mRNA capping. Gene Ontology annotation, molecular function: mRNA 5'-cap (guanine-N7-)-methyltransferase activity. NCBI's taxonomy places the organism in Eukaryota, Metazoa, Chordata, Mammalia, Macroscelidea, Macroscelididae. The coding region runs from base 1 to 1446 and encodes 481 amino acids.
AUGGAUAAUUUUGCACGAGCAGAGGAUUGUAAAAAUUUUUCUUUUGAAGAAGCAAAAGCAUCAGUAUGUUCUGAAAUAGAGUCUUCAUUCAAUAUUAAUGUAAACACAACUGUUCCUGGGUCUGGGUCAUCUGAAAAGGAGCAGGUAGGCACACUGACAAAAAGAAAAAUGGAGUUUGAAGAUGAUCUUACAAAGGAAGAUUCUAACUAUGGGGAAGACACUUCAUUCAAAAAAAGAACACUUGAUGUAAAAAUUGUCCCAGAGGAAAAAGAUUUUGGAAAUGAUAAUGCUGUUUCAAAAAGGGAAAUAGAAGAUGAUGAUACCUCAACAGGUGCUUGUUCCACUGGAGAUGUUGCUCAUAAAAAGAGAAAAAGAGAACUUGAGGAUAUUCCUGAACAACAAAAAAGCUUAGAAGAGGGGCACGGCUCAACAGUGGCUGCCCACUACAAUGAACUUCAGGAAGUUGGUUUGGAGAAGCGUAGCCAAAGUCGUAUUUUUUACUUAAGAAACUUUAAUAAUUGGAUGAAAAGUGUCCUUAUUGGAGAAUUUUUAGAAAAGGUGCGACAGAAAAAAAACCGUGAUAUCAUUGUUUUGGACCUGGGAUGUGGUAAAGGUGGAGAUCUGCUCAAGUGGAGAAAAGGAAGAAUUAAAAAGCUAGUUUGUACAGAUAUCGCUGAUAUUUCUGUCAAACAGUGCCAGCAGCGCUACGAGGACAUGAAACAUCGUUGUCGGCAUAAUGAAGAUAUUUUCAGUGCAGAAUUUAUAACUGCUGAUUGUACGAAGGAACUUUUGGUUGACAAAUUCCAGGAUCCAGAAAUGUUCUUUGAUAUCUGCAGUUGUCAGUUUGUUUGUCAUUACUCAUUUGAGUCCUGUGAGCAAGCUGACAUAAUGCUCAGAAAUGCUUGUGAAAGACUUAAUCCUGGAGGCUAUUUUAUUGGCACUACUCCGAAUAGUUUUGAGCUGAUAAAACGUCUUGAAGCUUCAGAAACAGAAUCAUUUGGAAAUGAAAUAUAUACUGUGAAAUUUCAGAAGAAAGGAGAUUAUCCUUUAUUUGGCUGCAAAUACGAUUUCAAAUUGGAAGGCGUUGUGGAUGUCCCUGAAUUCUUGGUCUAUUUUCCACUGCUAAAUGAAAUGGCAAAGAAGUACCAUAUGAAACUAGUCUACAAAAAGACAUUUCUGGAGUUUUAUGAAGAAAAGAUUAAAAACAAUGAAAAUAAAAUACUGUUAAAACGAAUGCAAGCACUGGAGCCAUAUCCUGCAAAUGAGAAUUCCAAACUUGCCUCUGGGAAGGUGAAUGACUAUGACCAUGCAGCAAAAUAUAUGAAAAAUAGUCACAUAAGAUUACCUUUGGGAACAUUAAGUAAAUCAGAAUGGGAAGCUACAAAUACGCAGAAAGAGAAUCAGUACAUCCCAGCCAUUUUCGACUUAGAUAAAUACUGUCUCUAA